UGAGGUUAGAUCUGAGGAAGGUUUAUUGUUUUCCUGGGAAAUUGCUUUUCCUCCGCAAUGGAGAGCGUUAGGAGUGAAUUCUUCGACUUGGGCACGAGAUUUCUCUUCCUCAAUCACUAUGACGAGCAAAACAGUGUGUCAAUCAUUGAAUUGAAUCUGGUGUUGAAUGAAUUGAAUGCCAUCUGCUUUCGACAUCAACAAAUUGCUGAUCACAAAUGUGCUGUGGCCUUGAUGGGAGCCUUCCCGAAAAUCUCAGCCAGUGAAGACACUCUAGUCGUGAAGGCAUGCUGUCUGCUGGUGUCGCUGGUGAAGAAGCAGAAGAUCAGAGUUCCUCCCAAUCUGGCAAAUCUCAACAUCUUCUGGCUGCUAAGGUGCCUGGAGAGGAACUUCUGUGCUGUUGUCUGUGAUGCCCUGAAGGCCUUAAAUGUGCUCUUCCUGGAAAAUGUCAAUGCCCUGGAAAUUCCCUACGACAAGCUCUUGUCGAUGGACAAAGGCCUUCUGGCGAGACUCCUGAAGCAUCCCGAGAUGGGGAACAAUUCUGAUGUGAAGUACGAAAAGAAUAGCGAAGAGGACAUCUUCCUAAGAGCUCUAUCUUGCGUUGAGACUCUGUUCGUGGAUUAUGAAGAAGCUGACGCUGUGACGAAAAUUCCAGAGGAAUACAUCCCAAAACUGGGCGAUAUAAUCCUGACGAGUCUCUACAAAUGGGAUCUGGAGACGCUGGAAGAGUCAAUCUACAGCACUUUCGUGCGCAAGAUCCUGAACAUCCUGAAAUAUCUUGCAGAUUUGCAUCCAAAGUGGCUGAAAGACAAUUUGGGAGAGAUUCUAGGCGCCGCUCGGGUGUUCAUGGUCACGGGAUAUGUGGAGGAGGAGUGGCUGAAGCCUCAGAAAGUCACUCCGUCGCAGCAGAUCCUGCUGGAGCCACAGAAUCCCGCCACGAACAGAGGUGGAAAGAUUAUGCGCACGAAAAAGAGCCAGAAAGCCAGCAAAAAAGCCAAAAAGCAGAAGAAUGAGGACCAGAAUCAAUUCCUCAAGCCUUAUUCGUAUGAAAGUGUGACGCUGUUGGACCCUACAGAGGAACCUCUGGCCUUUCCGACCAGUGAAUCCGAGCUGUCGGAUUCUGCGGGUGGAAAAUUCGCUCCGGACAUUCGUCAGAAGAAGUUUCGCGUGCGCUUGGCGGCGAUUCAACUGAUCGGAAAUGUGGCGAAGGCUGUGGAUCAGAGGACGAUGUUUGGCUACUGGCACUGCCUCUUCGCGGCGAAGGACAUCUCGCUGGACAAGUGCGUCCUGCGCGAUCCCAGCCACCGAUGUCGCAUCUGUGCUCUGCAAACGAUCUCGAGUCUGCUGCACGACUCGAAGAAGUACAUCUAUCAGGCAGAGAGCACCGAAUCCUCCUCGUCCUUCACGCCUUUCUCCGUGGCACUGGGCAACAUGAUCCUAGAGCUAUACAAGAGCCUCUUCCAGGCCCUGGACACGGAAUCCCUGUCGCCCCUGAUCGUGCAGAUCCUCAAGUGCCUCAUCGUGCUCAUUCCGGCCACGCCUUUUCAUCGCCUCAAGCCUGGCAUCGUGACUGAGAUCGUGAGGCAUGUGAGGAAGCUGGUGGAUCACUGGGAGGCCACGAUAAAGCUGUUUGCCUUCCGCGUGAUGGGCUUCAUCAUCUCCAUCACGGACAUCACGCCUGAGAUCGUGCAGUGCAUCGGCGUGAAGACGCUGAGCGUGCGCAAGGUCACGGAGGACAUUCACAAGGUGUACCUGGCGGACGAUGGCGAGGAGGAAGUGAUCGAGUGUGAGGAAGCUGAGGAGGAGGAGGAAACUGAGCAGAAGCCACUCGAGAGAGACGAGAAGAGCGAAAGCAACAUGUCGUGGAUUCUCGAGGCUCUGCUGAGCAGCAUCAGGAUAGGAUCUGUGGAGAUCCAGAGCGAAUGUUUCACCCUCUUGGCCGCGAUGUCGGCGCACAUGGAGAUGCUGUUGGAGCACUUGAAGCCCGUGGCGGAAGCCAUCAGAAGUGGCCUGGGAGACUCAAGUCAGACAAUUGUGACAAAUUCCGCGAAAGCUCUGGACUUUAUUGCACACUCUGUGACGCAGUACUUCCUGAACGGUUCCGGAAAGAUGUCUAGUGAGCUGGAGAGCGCCGUUGAGCUGUGGCUGAUCGUGCUGCCGAGCGUCACGGAGCAGUUACAGGGCAGCGUGGUGACCAUCAAAAUAAUCUGCUGUGAUGCCUUGUCCAACAUCGGCGGCCAUGUGUACGAGGCUUUGCCCAGGGACAAGCAAUUCCUCGUGCUGUCGUUGCUGCACGGCAACACUAGCAACAACGAGACAAUCGUCAGGGCGUCCGCCUGUCGCGCCCUCAGCGUCUUCGCGCAGUUUCCCUCCCUCCGCGACGAUCUGGUCUUUGUGGAGAACACGGCCGAGAUGGUGGCGGAUCUGGUGCCGGUGGGAGAGGAGCUGAGUCGCGUGAAAGCCGCCUGGGCGCUGGGCAAUAUCACAGACAUCCAGCAUCUCAAGUCAGACAGCCCGCUGGAUCGCCUGCGCGACGAUCUGCUGAUGAAGAUGCUCAGGAUAUCAAUUGGCGCGUGCGAGGAUCAGUACAAAGUGCGCUACAACAUCGUCCGGGCCAUUGGCAAUCUGCUGUUCCUCGUCCGCGAGGACCUCCUCAGCCAGCCAGCGUGGCAGGAUUUGGUGCGCACAGUCGUGGAGUGUCUGAUCGUGAAUGCGCGCGACGUGAAGUACACAAAGGUGCGCUGGAAUGCGUGCUAUGCGCUGGGGAACAUGAUGAGGAAUCCCUGCUUCUACACGGACACCGCCGUGAAGCGUCUCAACUGGCAGACGCGCGUCUUUCCCACGCUGUGCGAUCUCAUCGUGAAGAAUCCCAACUUCAAGGUGCGCAUCAAUGCCACGGUGGCGUUGGGAACGGUGCCGCGGCGCGAGGAUUACGGGCAGCACUUCGUCGGCGUGUGGGCGGCGCUGACGCAGGCGCUGGAGCAGGCGGACAAUCUGGUGGACUUCACGGAGUACAAGCACAGGGACAACCUGAUGGACCAGCUCUGUCUCACGCUGGCGCACUUGCUGAUGUGCACCGGCGGCGCGGAUCUGGUGGCGAUGCAGGAGCAAUUGAUGCCGCGCGUGGAGAUGACGCGCGUCCACUGGUCCAGGGUGGCCAACAGGAUCCUGCCGGAGCGUGCCACGCCACUCCUCGUGGCCACGCAGCGGCUGAAGGAGUUAACGGGGCAGAAACUGCCUCAGGAUCAGCAACUGGCGGCUCAAUUCCUCGCGUCCUGCUUCGUGUCGCCCAUUGAAUAUGUCUGA
Molecule: messenger RNA, 3303 nt
Organism: Phlebotomus argentipes
Lineage: Eukaryota; Metazoa; Arthropoda; Insecta; Diptera; Psychodidae
Product: HEAT repeat-containing protein 6
Exons: 3
Coding region: 58-3303 (1081 amino acids)
Source: RefSeq, a predicted model, not a curated record